UUGGUCUUGACGGUGAAAGAGGUAGGAACUGCCGCUCGUCUCUUUGCGGGCCCCAGCGCACCUGUUUUGACGAACGCUCAUAAUCUGAUUAGUACAUCAUAGUAGUGGAAUUUAAUUAAACAGGCAUGGCGUGGGUGACGUGGGCGGCGGUGGUCGCUGCCCUCGCCGGUGUGGCAGCAAGCACAGGGACCUACAGCGUGGUGGCGCCGCGGAUUCUGCGGCCGAACAGGGACUACCAUGUGGUCGUGUCCACGCACGGCACCGCCAAGGCAGUCAAAGUCAACGUGGAGGUCGGAGGUCAGCAGGACUCGGGCGGGGUCAUCCUCAAUCGCCAGCUGGCUGACCUCCAGCCGGACUCCUCGCAAGUCCUCAAUUUCCAGAUCGGUGACCUUGGACCGGGUCAGUACAACCUAACAGUGAGCGGGUAUGAGGGCCUGACCUUUAGCAACACCACCGCUCUCCAGUACGUCCACAAGUCCUACUCGGUCUUUAUCCAGACCGACAAGUCAAUCUACAAGCCGGGGGAUCUGCUGCAGUUCCGUGUGAUCGUGGUCAACCCGCAGCUCCGGCCGUCCGUGACCGGGGCCAUCGACGUGUUCAUUACGGACGGCAAGGGGCACCGCGUGAAGCAAUGGAAGCGCGUCUUCACCAACAAGGGCGUGUGGUCCGGCGAACUCCUGCUGGCGGAGGAGCCGGUGCUGGGCCGCUGGAACAUUACCGUCGACGUCCUCGGGCAGACGACCUCGCGCUUCUUCGAGGUCGCCUACUACGUCCUGCCCAAGUUCGAGGUGGUGGUCGACCUGCCGGCGUACGCGACGUUCGACCAGAAGGAGUUCACGGCGACGGUCAAUGCGAAAUACACCUACGGUCGGCCUGUGAAAGGAGAGGUGACGCUGCAGGUGACGCCCACUUACAAGUACGGCUACCUGCAGGCGCCCUACGAUGACCCGAUCCGAGUGGUCAAGCAGAUCAAGGGGAAGACGGACAUCACCAUCAACCUCGAAGGAGACGCCAGACUGAAGGGCGACUACGCGCGCGAGCUGGAGGUGACGGCGUACGUGCAGGAGGAGCUGACGGAGCGUGUGCAGAACUCCACCGCGCACGUGACUGUGUACCGCUACCCGUACCGCAUGUCGCUCGUCCGUACCUCGGAUAGCUUCAAGCCCGGCCUUAAGUACACCGCCUAUCUGAAGAUGUCGUACCAGGACGACACGCCCGUCACGUCCGGCGAGGUGACGGUGCGACACACCUUUACGCGCGACACCGAGGGCUUCAUCGAGACGACGCACGAGAUCCCAGCCUCUGGCAUCGUCACGCUGAACUUCCAGCCGCCCCUGGACGACGACGUGGUGAGCCUGGCCCUGGAGGCGCGCUUCCAGGGGCUCACGCAGUGGCUUGGCGAAAUCACCAGGGCGCAGAGUCCUACCGACGCCUUCCUGCAAGUCACCCUCCUCACACAGUCGCCCAAGGUCGGAGAAGACGUCGAACUGAUGCUCACCACCACCAAGCCGGUCGGCGAGGAGGUGAUCGUGGGCCUGAACGCCACGCAGCCCCUCAUCUACUUCGUGUACCAGGUGCUGGGGCGCGGCGACGUGCUCUUCGCCCAGACGCUGCAGGCGCACCAGGGGACCACGCACAACUUCAGGUUCGUCGCCACUGCUGCCAUGGCCCCGCGCGCUCGCCUUGUCGUCUACUACGUGCAGGAGGACGGCGAGCUCGUGGCCGAUUCCCUGCACUUCACCGUCUCCGGAGCCAUCCAGAAUCACGUGUCCGUGAGUGUGUCUCCGAAGACCGUGGACGCGGGCGGCGACGUGGCCAUCACCGUCACCACGAAGCCCAACGCCUUCGUGGGCGUCCUGGCGGUGGACCAGCGCUCGCUCAUCCUCGGAAACGAGAACCAUCUGACGCAGGACGACGUGAUACAAGAGCUGGAGGACUACGACCCGGGUCGCGAGAACCUGGAGGUGUGGCACUCCCUGCACCGCCAGAAGCGGGCGCUGUUCAACUGGCACGGCACCACCACCGCCAGCGACGUCUUCCAGAACGCGGGUGUGGUCGUGCUAACCAAUGGAAUUGUUUAUGACUUCAAUCCCUUCCUGUACUACCGUACGGUCCUGGAUGACCCGCGGGACAUGAGGGCCAUGGAGUCCCGCGUCCCCGAGGCGGCCCUGGCGCAGGGACCCCCCGUGGCUGCGCGCACAAAAUUCCCCGAGACCUGGGUCUUCACGGCGGCGGACUCCGGGUAAUUCCUCACUUCUGACUAACUUCUUUUGUUUAUUCAUUCAUGCAUUGACAAUUUACUAGAAAUCUAGGUAGAGGACUCCUGCGCGAGCUCAUAGUGCAGAGUCUACUGUGCACGUUCUAAAGGUUUCCUGCACUUUUUCGGAACUGCUUUCUUCUAGUGGCCGAAAGGCAAGUGCGUAGCUCGUACUCCACCAGAAACAAACAUCUUUAACGCUGUGGACAUUUUCUCGUACAGGUCUUGUAUAAUGGCAUUACCAAGAGCCCUUUGAAAACUCAAACUGCAUCGUCUCUCUAAUUUCCGCUCUAUACUGUGUUGUAUUACUUUCUCAACCUUGUACGGUUGACGGAUUACCUCGUCACCUUUCCUCUCUUCGUAAUUCCUUACUUCGACGAAGGCGUCCAGCGAGGCUGAAUGUUUUCCUCGGAUAUUUCCUCUGUCAUUAACAUCCUGGGUAUGACCGGGCGCCGUGCCGCUCGACACGACGGCCGCUCCAGCAAACUCUGCGAGGCGAGUUGUGGUAUUAACUCCUUAUGAACGGCCAAUCCAAGUCUUUAGAUGAGUUUUAUCCUAUCUCUGUGUGCAUGCGCAUGAACAUUUAUGUUAUUCCGCUUGUGUUCGGCAUUUCGUACGAGUGUGUGUGUUUCGUGUGCAUCUGUGUGCAUGUGUAAAAGGUUCCAAGAUGGCGGACCUAUCUAAGUUCUCGAAGCAGCGAUCGCGGUAGCCAA
This is a messenger RNA of Penaeus indicus, 2970 nucleotides long. RefSeq names its product thioester-containing protein 1 allele R1-like. Gene Ontology annotation, molecular function: endopeptidase inhibitor activity. Lineage: Eukaryota; Metazoa; Arthropoda; Malacostraca; Decapoda; Penaeidae. The coding region runs from base 126 to 2246 and encodes 706 amino acids. The record is from RefSeq and is a predicted model, not a curated record. The transcript is spliced from 15 exons.